Poecilia reticulata (guppy) is the source of this 3809-nucleotide messenger RNA. It is a transcript of the gene tubgcp3, whose product is annotated as tubulin gamma complex component 3. Gene Ontology annotation, biological process: cytoplasmic microtubule organization; microtubule nucleation; mitotic cell cycle. Lineage: Eukaryota; Metazoa; Chordata; Actinopteri; Cyprinodontiformes; Poeciliidae. Gene Ontology annotation, cellular component: gamma-tubulin complex; spindle pole; microtubule organizing center. The record is from RefSeq and is a predicted model, not a curated record. Gene Ontology annotation, molecular function: microtubule minus-end binding; gamma-tubulin binding.
CAGUCAUAUACUUCCUGCGCCAUGCUAGCUUGACCCGCUUUGUCAAGAUGGCGUUGCUAAAACAGGGAGGCUGCUGUUAGUUGACAUCCAUCUAACGUAUUUCUUAUUUAGGGAAACGCCAGAUACAGUAUCCACGGACGGGAUGGCAAAUCUGGACCAGAAAUCACCCAAUGUUCUGCUGCAGAGCCUGUGUUGCAGGAUCACCGGGAAAAGUGAAGCGGAGGUCGCCCACCAGUUCCAGUAUGCCGUGCGAGUCAUCGGCAGCAACUACGCCCCCACCAUUGAACGAGACGAGUUCCUGGUGUCAGAGAAGAUCAAGAAGGAAUUGCUGCGGCAGAGGAGAGAAGCAGACGCUGCUCUGUUCUCAGAGCUGCACAGGAAGCUUCAGACACAGGCUGUUCUGAAGCAUCGCUGGUCGGUUCUCUACCUGCUGCUCAGCCUCUCUGAAGACCCCCGCAAGCCUUCCAGCAGGGUUGGAAACUACGGGACGCUUUUUGCCCAAGCCCUCCCCAGGGACGCCCACUCCACCCCAUUCUACUGCACCCGACCCCAGAGCUUGGCCCUGAGCUACGGCGAUAGGGGCGCCGGCCUGUCUGGAAGCGUCGGGACCAGCGGGAUUUCGAGUCUAGGGGUCUACACGCUGAAUGGACCCACGCCGCCUCCGCCGCCACUGCUGGCUGGUCAACCUUCCCAGUCUGCAGCUGCAGUUUCUCAGAUGCUAGGCUCACGGUUAGCUUGGGCGCUCCCUACAAGCUCCUCCCCCUCAGCCGUCUUGGCUCCGCCCACAACCCGGCCACCCCUCGGGCCACAAGUGCCGACCAUCAGACCGGUCCGACCUCGCAGAGAUGGCGAUGCAGCCGGUGAGGUUAACGAGGCAGCGCUGGUGCGGGACAUCCUCUACGUCUUCCAGGGAAUAGAUGGCAAGUUCAUCAAGAUGAGCGCCCAGGACAACGGCUACAAAAUAGACAGCAAGGUGGUGCUAUGCAAGUCCCUGAGGGACACCAGCAGCAGACUGUCUGAACUCGGCUGGCUCCACAACAAAGUCAGGAAGUACACCGACGCCAGAACCCUGGACCGGGCCUUCGGACUGGUGGGCCAGAGCUUCUGCGCGUCGCUUCAUCAGGAGCUGAAGGAAUACUACAGGCUUCUCUCCGUCCUCCACUCACAGUUGCAGGUGGAGGACGAGCAGGGUGUGAGCAUGUGCACAGAGAGCAGCUUGACUCUGAGGAGGCUCCUGGUCUGGAUGUACGACCCCAAAGUGCGACUCAAAACGCUGGCGGCCCUCGUCGACUACUGCCAAGGUCGCAAGGGAGGAGAGCUGGCCUCCGCUGUUCACGCCUACGGGAAGACAGGAGACCCGCAGAUGAGAGCGCUGGUCCAGCACAUCCUCAGCCUCGUCUCCCACCCCAUUCUCAAUUUCCUCUACAGGUGGAUAUACGACGGAGAGCUGGAGGACACGUACCACGAGUUCUUUGUAGCGUCAGACCCAAAUGUGAAGACGGAUCGUCUGUGGCACGACAAGUACUCCCUCAGGAAGUCGAUGAUCCCCUCGUUCAUCACCAUGGACCAGGCUCGCAAGGUCCUGCUGAUUGGCAAAUCUAUCAACUUCCUGCAUCAAGUUUGUCAUGACAGAACGCCGCCGGGCAAAAUCACCCCGGCGUCCAAACCUGCCGACACGCCGAAAGAUGCUGCGGAGCUGCUGUCGGACCUGGAAGGAGCUUUCCAGGAGAAAAUUGACGCGGCGUACUUCGACACCAGCAAAUACCUGCUGGACGUCCUGAACCGCAACUACCUGCUGCUGGAGCACCUGCAGGCCAUGAGGAGAUACCUGCUGCUGGGCCAGGGCGACUUCAUCAGGCACCUCAUGGACCUGCUAAAACCCGAGCUCGCCCGUCCUGCCACCACGCUGUACCAGCACAACCUGACCGGCAUCUUGGAGACGGCGGUCAGGGCCACCAAUGCGCAGUUUGACAACGCAGAGAUCCUAAAGAGGCUGGACGUUCGCCUGCUGGAGGUGUCUCCUGGUGAUACGGGCUGGGACGUUUUCAGUCUGGAUUAUCACGUCGAUGGACCCAUUGCAACAGUGUUCACCAGAGAGUGUAUGGGCCACUACCUCAGAGUGUUUAACUUCCUGUGGAGGGCCAAGCGAAUGGAGUACACACUGACCGACAUCUGGAAGGGACAUAUGUGCAACGCCAAGCUGCUCAAAACCAUGCCUGAGCUCUCCGGAGUGCUGCACCAAUGUCACAUCCUGGCCUCUGAAAUGGUUCACUUCAUCCACCAGAUGCAGUACUACAUCACCUUUGAGGUGCUGGAGUGCUCAUGGGACGAGCUGUGGAACAAAGUGCAGCAGGCCCAGGACCUCGACCACAUCAUCGCUGCCCACGACGUCUUCCUGGACACCAUCAUCUCCAGAUGUCUGCUGGACAACAACAGCAGGUCCCUUUUGAACCAGCUGAGGGCCAUAUUUGACCAAAUCAUCGAGUUUCAGAACGCGCAGGACUCCCUGUACCGCUCGGCGCUGGAGGAGCUCACCCUGCGGCUGCAGUUUGAGGAGAAGAAGCGGCAGAGGGAAGAGGAGGGAGAAUGGGGCGUGACGGCAGAGCAGGAAGCGGAAGAGAAGAGGCGGAUUCAGGAGUUUCAGGACACCAUACCGAAGAUGCGAUCCCAGCUUCGAAUCCUCACCCACUUCUACCAGAGCAUCGUCCAGCAGUUCCUAGUGCUGCUGAUGACCAGUACAGACGAGAGUCUGCGCUUCCUCAGUUUCAGGCUGGACUUCAACGAGCACUACAGAGGAGCGAGGAGUCAGGGCCAGAGAGCCGAGGCUGCGGGCGUCGCUGGGUGCCACCAGAGGGCGCCGUCUGUCAAACAUCUGACGUGAGGGCCGCAGCUCAGACGGUCGACGCUUCCCAUCGCAGCACGAUGUGUGACCUCACGCGCACACGCCACCUCCGCCCACCGCUCUGGAGACGCCAUGGAAGGGGAAAAACAUCUGGAGCAGACCAACCCUGACAGAAUCUGGGCUUGAUAUGAGAAUUCUGCAAAAAAAAAAAAAAAUCGAUUUUAGUUUGAGUGAGGAGAUGAAAGACGCAGCCGUCCGACCGAGAUGUCCAGGUCACCUCACAUGGCAUGCCUUACUAAAGGAGGGAAAACUGUUUCUCAGCCUGGUUGCCAAGUCCAGUCCCAACACACGUUUGUACAUAGUGUAAAAGAAAAGUGUAUGGAUGUGUUGAAGCGUCUCUACACAUCCACAUGUGGCUUUCUGUCUUCCCACUAGAGGGCGACCAAUUUGAAUCUGGGGUGCAUUUCUUUUCCAUUUUUGUUUUCAUAGAGGUUAUUAAAAUAAUACAAUCUAUUAACUGUUAGUACUAUUCUUCAGUAAAUCUGUCGGGAGUUUUUUUUUUUUUUUUUUAACAAAGUUUUAGUAGUUUGGAGAAAACCAAACAACCAAGCUGAAGCCUAAGCCGAAGGAACAAACUGGGGAUGUUUUAUUUACAGUCAGGAUCUGAUUGCAAUAUUUUUCACUUUUUCUUAAAAGGGCAUAUAUCAUAUGUAUAAAGCAAAUCAGAUAUUUAAAGUGUGAAACAARUUACAAUURGCUUUUCAAAUGUGUUUUUUCCUUUUUCAAGAAAGAUCGAUCCUUUACGAAUAUUUUUUUUCCAUGUUAACAGAGUCUUUUGAAUAAUUUKUUCAAAAUAGGAACCAGUUUAACUAGAUGACAGCAUAGUGUCUGUACUGAUGGAAGAAAUUGAUCUGUGCAGAAAACAUGGCAGUAAACAGCUGAACGAUGAAUUUCUCCUAAAAAAAAA